Messenger RNA from Paramecium tetraurelia, 1035 nucleotides. RefSeq lists its product as uncharacterized. The record is from RefSeq and is a predicted model, not a curated record. The transcript has a single exon. Lineage: Eukaryota; Ciliophora; Oligohymenophorea; Peniculida; Parameciidae.
AUGCCCUUCAAAACCUUAAAUAAAGAUAUAUUGAUACUUAACCCACUAUUUUGCGAUUUGCAGACUUACUAAAGUACAGUUAAUUAUUCAGAAUCAGAUUAUGAAGAUAAAAGCCAUAUUGAUGCUGAUGAAUGUUUUAUAAUUCUACUAUUGUGGAGGUUGAGAGAAUUAAUAAAUUAAAAAUAUCAAAAUUAGGUAUCUGUAGAAUUAAUACUAUUUCCUAAAAUACAUUCUUUCUAGGUUUGUAAAAUUGAAAAUAAUAAAGAAUUAUUAUUGUAUCCUUCACUUUCCAAAAUUCAAAAAUAAUCCAACAAAAUUAUUGAAGCAUUAAAUGCAAAGACACUACGAGAGUUAGAAAUAAAUCCUUUUGAAAUUUACUAAUCUGAUAUCACCAUACAGAAUGGUCAAUUAAUAGAUAAGAGGGUAAGUUAAAACUUAAGUAUGAGAGAAAAAAUGGAUAAAAAUUUAAUAGAUUAACAAGAAAUAAAGUACGGUAUAAAAGGUUAAAAUUGUUUUCAAUUAAUUUACAGAAACCCUAUUGAGAUUUAAAGCAAUUUAUGUCUAACUGGCGAUUACCAGCAAGAUUUACAGCACAAAAUUCUAUUUAAAUCAGAUAGCAAUCCAAAAUGUGUUUGUGGAAGGUAAAUUGAUGCAGAGAGUUGGGAUACUGUAUAAAUAGAGUAACGGUUAAAGGAGGCUCUUGAUUAAAUUUUUGGCGUGCUAUUAAAGGAUAAAACCUUGGAUUAUACAGUAUUUCUUAAUCCACUAUUCAUAGAAACUGAAACGGACAAAUAUGAAAAUGAAUGGAUUAAGCUAUAUUUUAAGGAUAAAAAUAAUGACAAAGUGAAAUUGGGAGAGCUAUUGUUCACAGCGAGGAUGUAUAACACAUCGCUAGAUAUGACUACAGAGAUUGAAACAGAUCAAAAUGAAUUAUUUUAAGUAGAAGAUGUUAACGACUAUUCAGAUUGUGAGAUAGACAACAAUAGAAGUACAAUUUCUAAAAAUUCUAAUUAAUUGACAGAAAAUGAAUGGUGA